Daldinia loculata is the source of this 1705-nucleotide messenger RNA. RefSeq lists its product as uncharacterized. The coding region runs from base 325 to 1311 and encodes 328 amino acids. The transcript is spliced from 2 exons. The record is from RefSeq and is a predicted model, not a curated record. Lineage: Eukaryota; Fungi; Ascomycota; Sordariomycetes; Xylariales; Hypoxylaceae.
AUUCAGCUACCCCAAUGGAGAGGGGGUUAGUAUAUGUGUAUUGAUUCGACGGCUAUCGUCACUCGUGAUGGAGCUUGACAGGCUACUAUUCGUUGGCAAGUAUAUAUUUAAGAAUAUGGUAGGAUACUGUGAUAUGAGUAUAUUCUUGAUUCCGAACCUAUUUCAUUUACUUCCAUAUAUGUCUACCUAGGUGAUCUAGAUACCUUAGGCAUAUACUAAUACAGGUCGUCUUAACUAUAUGUAGAUAUCUCGAGAUAAAACUACUGCCAGGGCCUAAUAAAUUAACGUCCUCUCAUCCCUAUCCUAAGAGUUGCACAACCAGCCAUGGCAUCGCCACCCACCCCCCUAACACAAGAGCAGAAGGACUUCUUCCUCGCGAACGGCCACCUCAAGCUAAGCAACUGCUUCACGCACGAGCAAGCCGCCUCCGUAACCGAGGGGGUAUGGACGCGCCUGGGCAUGUCGCCGACAGACAAGUCGACAUGGACCAAGGAGAAAACCAACAUGCCGUCGCACCGGACCUUCGACUGCGCCGAGUUUGCGCCGAAGGCGUGGCACGCGAUCUGCGAGCUGUGCGGCGGCGAGGACCGCGUUAACCCUGAAUCCCGGCAUUGGCGGGACUCGCUGAUCGUUAACUUGGGCACGGCGGAAGGGGAGGGCAGGCCGGUCCCGCCUAAGGAGCUGACGAAUUGGCAUGUCGAUGGCGAUUUCUUCGUGCAUUACCUGGAUAGUCCCGAGCAGGCGCUGCUUGUGAUCCCGCUGUUUACGGAUAUUGUUUCGGAGGGAGGUGGUACGAUGCUUUGCCCGCCGGCUAUCAAUCGGGUUGCGAAGCAUCUGUACGAGCACCCAGAAGGCGUAUCACCGCGCAUGGUACCCCGAGCGCACCCGGAUUUCCCGCGCGAGAAGAACCUAGAGUGGUACAUCGACAUCGCGCAAGACUGUGCGGACACCGACUUCGUCGAGGCUAUGGGCGUCGUAGGCGACGUGUACCUACUCCACCCCCUAAUGAUGCACAGCGCAACAAGCAACGCGCGGCGCGCCGUGCGCAUCAUUACGAACCCCCCGGUCAGCAUCCGGGAGCCGUUCCGCUUCGACAGACCGAGUGCCGAGGAGUACAGCCUCGUAGAGCAGAAGACCAUGGCGGCGGUGGGCGGCCCGGAGAAGUUGAAGGGGUGGAAGAUCACGACGCCGAGGGAACGGGUGGUCCCGGAAAGAGUGCGAAUUCAGGAGGCGAUGAAGCGGGAGGAGUUGCGUAGGUUGGAGGAGGAGCGGAGGCUAGGACAGGGAAAGGUUGCUGUUGCUGCGGCUUGAUGGGAUGAUGAGGUGAGGGUGUAUAAGGGGGUAUCGUGUAUAACGAGGAUUAAUGAAGAACCAAAAUUGUGUAUUGGCUUCUAAUGUUAAGACUAGAAUGUAGCCCCUUUUAUGAUUCGCAUGAUACUAGUUAGGAUUAUCUUCGUUUCGACGUAAGUAUCCUUGAUUAUUACCUCUCAUGACAUGACUUUACUAGAGCUCGCUGCUGAGAUUGUUUCGAUAGGGGGCGUGUCUUAUACGACUCUUAUAUUGUUGUCGUCGGAACUCAUAUUCCUGUCUCGAUUGAGCACUAUGGUUAUGAUUGUUAAUUCUAACAUAUUAAUAAAUAUAUAUUAUAUGACAAGGCCUAAGAGUAUUAAGGUAUGGAUAAUCAGACAUGGUGCACAUUAUUGAG